AUGGCUGGCAGGUAUGUCAAUGAGGACACCGUUGAAUCUGAGCGUCCGUUGAAAGUUUGCGCCGAGGCUGGGAGAAAAUGUGUGCGGAACAUACAUCAGUACCCGGUUUUGUCCGCUGAGUGGAUAGCCUUGGUGGACUCUUUGAAGCAGCUGUCCAGACUAGUCCAAUUGGAAGGUCGAAUGCCUGUUAAUCCUAAGGUUCUGGAAGCUCAGGGACGAGACAUGGACUCUGAGGGAACGCUCUGGGACCAGGAGACGCAUGAGAAUGCCAUACGCAUUUUGGUUGAAGAAGCCAAAGUCAACUUGUGCCUCAGGAUGAUGUAUGACUUCAAGAAAUGGCAGCAGAGUCCUGCUGAGAGGCAGGCGACGAUGGAGGAAGCCAUGAAGGCGUACGACUCUACAGAAAUGCAGCUGGAGCAGAAAUGUAUUCAAUUUGAGGAGUGCCUGGGCACACUUCUCCGGAAGGCGUUUAUGCAUGUCGAAACUUUGCAGCUCAUGGACAUCCCGCUUCUCAUUGAGCACUGUGUCUUCAUUCUGCAGGGCUGUUUCAGUUCACUCGGUGACAGUCUCGGAGAUGCUCGCCUCCAAGAGUCCGUGGUCUUAUACUACUUCGCCUCGUUGAUGAAACAUGCUGAGGCAUUGAACAACUCUGAACUGCUUGCACGAAGCCGUGAGCUUCAAUUGGUGGAGCUGGCAGUGAGCCACUUCCUUCGCUUCGCGGAGCAGUUUCCUGAUGAUCUGAAGCACAGCCUUGCAGAAGGGCUCGCGGCCAUGGCGGACAACGAGGAUUUCAUGACCGAGUGGGAAUCCUUCUUCCCAAGUCCAGACGCCAAGGCAACCUUCCUCAUGCUACAAGACAAGCUGACAGCUCCCAUUUUGGAGGACAAACCUGAGAAGCGGCGGGAAAUCAGACCACUUCUGGACUUCUUCAAUGCCAUCAAGCGGUCCAUGUGA
Molecule: messenger RNA, 954 nt
Organism: Symbiodinium natans
Lineage: Eukaryota; Dinophyceae; Suessiales; Symbiodiniaceae
Source: the annotation of a GenBank genome assembly